Messenger RNA from Symsagittifera roscoffensis, 1221 nucleotides. RefSeq names its product TRIO and F-actin-binding protein-like. The record is from RefSeq and is a predicted model, not a curated record. The transcript is spliced from 2 exons. The coding region runs from base 1 to 1221 and encodes 406 amino acids. NCBI's taxonomy places the organism in Eukaryota, Metazoa, Xenacoelomorpha, Acoela, Convolutidae.
AUGAACAUAUAUUUGCAGGCGCCUACUUUACAAGUGACGGAAGGCAAGUCGGAAAAGAGUGGGAAAUCAGGAGGCACUUCGGCGGAGAAGAGUGACGGGGGGUCAAGCAGAGAGAAGACAGAUAAAGACAGUCAGAGAUCCAAGACACAGGAUACUAAGGGGGCCUCCUCUGCUAGAUCAGGAAGCAAGUCCAAUGCCACCAAGGAGACUGGCCAGAAGACGAAAAAGACCGCGGGAGAUGGGGAGGAAUCUGAAGGAAGUCAGAGGUCCAAAGGAUCCAAAAAAUCAGGAAGCACUGAGAGUAAGAAAAAAGGAUUCGGAGUGGACGACAAAGAAGCGGAAAAGCUACACAAACUGUUCGAAGAAAAAGUGUCAAAAGACGGAGGGCCUAAGGAUGCCAGCAUGUUGGACUCUAAAAUGCAACAAAAGUCCGAAAUUUUGGAAAAAGAUGGAGGCAGUAUUGUUAAGCGUGGGAGCGAAAAAUCCAUAAAAGGCACAGCUGAUGAAGAAGGCUCUCGAUCUGGAAGAGACGGCCAGUCGAGGGAUUCGCGGGGACAAAGCAACAGCAAAAGAGGCUCAACCGAGUCCCCCAGACGGACAGGAGAUGAAACUAAGAGACGUGAUUCCAAGCGGUCUUUAUCAUCAAGUAGAAAACCGACAGGAACUUCAGGCAGAUUUGAAGGCGACGAAAGACGGGAUCAAAAUGAUCCUAGGAGAACUGGAGAUUCUAGGAGACCUGACGAUCCACAAUAUGAUGACCCUAGGGGAGCCGGAGCGUCUCAAAGGCCUGAUGAUCCUAGAUACGAUGAUCCCAAACGAACCGGGGAUUCGAGAAGACCUGAUGAUCCUAGGUACGAUGAUCCAAGGAGAACCGGAGCGUCACGAAGACCUGAUGAUUCUAGGUAUGACAAUCCCAGAAGAACAAACGGCUCUAGAAGAUCUGGUGAUCCUCGAGACGACCCUAGAAGAACCGGAGGGUCUAGAAGACCCGGUGAUCCAUACGAUGACCCUAGGAGAAGUGGGGAUCCUAGAGAUGACCCUAGGAGGAGUGGGGAUCCUAGAGAUGACCCCAGGAGAACUGGGGAUCCUAGAGAUGACCCUAGGAGGACGGGUGAUCCUAAAGAUGACCCCAGGAGGACUGGGGAUCCUAGAGAUGACCCUAAGAGGAGUGGGGAUCCUAGAGAUGACCCCAGAUGGCCCCAGGAGGAGUGGGGAUCCUAG